Messenger RNA from Onthophagus taurus, 2180 nucleotides. RefSeq names its product Syntaxin 1A (gene Syx1A). The record is from RefSeq and is a predicted model, not a curated record. Gene Ontology annotation, biological process: exocytosis; intracellular protein transport; vesicle fusion. Gene Ontology annotation, molecular function: SNARE binding; SNAP receptor activity. NCBI's taxonomy places the organism in Eukaryota, Metazoa, Arthropoda, Insecta, Coleoptera, Scarabaeidae. Gene Ontology annotation, cellular component: plasma membrane; SNARE complex; endomembrane system.
UAAGGUGUCAGCAGUGCAGAAUUGCCGAGUCCGGUUGUCCGCUAUCGAUUUUCAACGCGAGAGUCUAGUGUCGGUUCCUUACACACAUUUAGUUUUAGUGCUCUGUCCUAUAUAUGUGAAACGCGUUUAGAAAUACAAUUUUUUUUCUUGAAUGGGAUUUUUAUAUAAAAGCCCAGUUGUUCACGGUGUGUGACUGUAGCCGGUGUCAAGAUGACCAAGGAUAGAUUGGCGGCACUUGUCGCUGCCCAAAGUGACGAUGAUGAUGUCGGUCCUGAUGAUGUCUCCGUCACCGUCGAAAGCAGGGACGGAUUCAUGGAUGCGUUUUUCGCGGAGGUGGAAGAGAUACGUGAUAUGAUAGAUAAAAUUCAGGCGAAUGUUGAGGAGGUCAAGAAAAAACAUAGUGCCAUUUUGUCCGCCCCGCAAAGCGAUGAGAAAACUAAGCAAGAAUUGGAAGACCUUAUGGCCGAUAUCAAGAAAACUGCCAACAAAGUUCGUGCCAAGUUAAAACUGAUAGAACAAAACAUAGAACAGGAAGAACAAACAAACAAGUCGUCGGCGGACCUUCGGAUAAAGAAAACGCAGCAUUCCACGCUGUCUAGGAAGUUCGUAGAAGUAAUGACGGAGUACAACCGAACACAAACGGAUUACAGAGAACGGUGUAAAGCUAGAAUACAACGGCAACUGGAGAUCACGGGUAGACAAACGACGAACGAAGAAUUGGAAGAAAUGUUGGAACAAGGAAAUCCGGCGGUGUUUACGCAAGGUAUCAUAAUGGAAACGCAACAGGCGAAGCAGACACUCGCCGACAUUGAGGCAAGACACGCGGAUAUUAUCAAAUUAGAGAAUUCUAUUAGGGAACUGCACGAUAUGUUUAUGGAUAUGGCAAUGUUGGUGGAGAAUCAGGGCGAAAUGAUUGAUCGUAUCGAGUACCAUGUAGAACACGCAGUGGAUUACGUGCAAACGGCCACCCAGGAUACCAAAAAGGCCCUCAAGUACCAAAGCAAAGCUAGACGGAAAAAGAUCCUGAUAAUAAUCUGCUUGAUAGUGGCUCUCAUCAUUUUAAUUAUUCUUUUAGCGACAUUAUUACCGAAAAAAAGAUCCUGAUCAUUAUCUGCUUGAUAGUGGCUCUCAUCAUUUUAAUUAUUAUUUUAUCAGUAGUGAUACCCGGUUAGAAAUAAUAGUAAUAAUCUUCCAUCGUUUUAAUUACUCUCAACAGUGUUUUAACACAAAUUAUCGAUAUUAUUAAACAAAAAUGUUGCAAAAAUAUAUUCUGGUAAAUCUAUUAAAGUUUUGCAAUAUACAUCGUAGCACAGAUGGAUUAUAAUAAUAUGCUGCCACACCAUAACAUUUGUAUUUAAAAACUAAAUAUUAACUAAAUAGAUGAAUCGAAGGCCAAAUUAAUAAUUGCUUAGGUUAAAAAAAAUUAUAAUAUAUAAAACUUGCAGAAAAAGCUUAGGUAAUAUAUCUCAUAAGUAUAUCGUUCGAAAUUAUCCAAGUUAUCUAAGCAAUAAAAGUAUAAUACUAAAAGUUAAAAAAUAAUUAAAUUAAAACAACACCGAUGCGGGUCAGCUAGAUGAUUAUUAUUAUUAAAUGGUGGUUAUUAGCUAAUUAAAGUGUAUUUGGAAUUUUAUGGUAUAUUAGUGCAUUUUUGUCAAGUAUGUUUUAGUUAUGUUUGUUCUUGUUUGUAAUAUACAUUGAUGAUACCAUAUUUUUUCAAAAACAACAUAAAUGUAUAUAUUUGUAAUUAUUGUAAAAUUAUAAUUACAAUGUUUAAUACUAGUAGUUACAAAUAAACUUCAAAAAAUCAGUAAAUGCGAAAAGGAUUAAAAAGCACUACAGAAUCAUAUUUUGACAGCCAGUUACAGGUUUUCCAGAAUUUUCCUUGCAUAUACAACAAAUAGGAACGUGCUUUUAUUAAUUAUUAUUUUUAAUUUUAGUAUUUUUAGUACACCUACUUAAUUUAAAUAAUUAUGGUAGAUUUUUUAAUGUGAUAAAUAACGAUUAAGUAAACGUACUGAUUUUUUUUCUAGUGAUAAUUAUCACGUUAUUGGCAUUAGUUUUAUUCAUUAAGAAAGAUCUACCACUGUUUUUCUCUUAUUGUUUUAUAGUUUAUGUUUUUUCCUCUUUUUUUUAAUAAUUUCCACAGCUUUGUAUGAAAUUAUUUAUUAUCAACAAUUAAA